This is a messenger RNA of Ilyonectria robusta, 5322 nucleotides long. RefSeq lists its product as uncharacterized. Lineage: Eukaryota; Fungi; Ascomycota; Sordariomycetes; Hypocreales; Nectriaceae. The transcript is spliced from 4 exons. The record is from RefSeq and is a predicted model, not a curated record. Gene Ontology annotation, molecular function: chitin binding; hydrolase activity, hydrolyzing O-glycosyl compounds. The coding region runs from base 1 to 5322 and encodes 1773 amino acids. Gene Ontology annotation, biological process: carbohydrate metabolic process.
AUGGCGCUCAAAAACAUCAUCUUCUCCUUGUUGGCCUAUCAGACUGUGCCGAGUCUGGGUCAUCCCCAUCACUUUCACCACCAUCGGAGCCUCCAUGAUGCCCAUCUCAAGGUCCGGGAUGCCGGAGAGCAGCUCAUCUGCCCUCCUAUUCCCGACAAACUGACCACGGCCGCAGACCUCAUCGCCAAGGUUCGGUUCGAUGAUCGCGACACAUGCGAUGCGACUCUCGCAACCAGAGACGUCUCCGUCAUGGCCGCGGACCCCGAUGAUCCUUAUUCCUGCUCUGAGGUGAAGCCAUGCAGUAACGGUGCUUGCUGUGCCAAGACUGGCGUUUGCGGCUACGGUCCCAAUUCCUGUGGUACCAAUGACGAGUCGCCCAACGACAAGUGUUGGAGCAACUGCGACGCUCAUGCUGAGUGUGGUCGCUUCGCUGAGAAGCCUGGAACGGAAUGUCCCCUCAAAGUUUGUUGCAGCCAACACGGCUUCUGCGGCAUGACCUCAGAGUACUGCGACGAGUCGGACGAGGAGGAUGAGGGCUGCCAGAGUAACUGUAGCCAGCCUGGCUCAGGGGGCUCCGGAGGCGACGUCCAGAAGCGCGUGAUUGGAUAUUACGAGGCGUGGAACUGGAAGAAAAAGUGCAUCGGCAUGAGUAUGGAAGACAUUCCUGUCAACAGUCUCACGCACAUCUACUACUCCUUUGCCUACAUCAUGCCGGACACGUACAAGAUCGUCCCGAUGCAGGAUGAGAAAGACGGAACGCUUACCACGGAGACCUUCACUGAGUUUACUGCUCUCAAGAGGAAGAACCCUUCUCUGAAGGCCAUCGUUGCGCUCGGUGGCUGGACUUUCAACGACAACGACACCAUCUGGCAGCCUGUUUUCAGCGAUCUCUCAUCCACCAAGGCGAAACGAGUCACGUUUGUUGAUGAGCUCGUCACUUUCAUGGACCGCUAUGGCUUUGACGGCGUUGACAUCGACUGGGAGUAUCCUGGUGCCGGUGACCGAGGCGGCCAGCCAGACGAUGGUGAAAACCUCACCAAGCUGUUCAAGGAGAUACGUACUGGGUUUGACAACAUGUCUGGCAAGCGCAAGGAGAUUUCUUUCACUGCACCCACAAGUUACUGGUACAUGCGCCACUUUGACAUCACGGCGUCCGCAAAGGCUGUCGACUAUGUUAACGUCAUGUCAUAUGACCUUCACGGUAUCUGGGACGCCGACAACCCCAUAGGCUCCAAGGUCCUGGCGCACAGCAACCUGACAGAGAUUUCCCUAGCCCUCGAUCUCUUCUGGCGUAAUGACGUCGAUCCCUCCAAGAUCAACCUUGGGCUUGGGUUCUACGGGCGGUCGUUCCAACUGGCGGAUCCUGCGUGUCACACCCCUGGGUGCCUCUUCCUAGGUGGAGCUACCGCUGGCCCUUGUACCGCUAAUUCGGGAACUCUGGCGUACUUUGAGAUCAUGGAUAUCAUCGACAAGUAUGAUCUGACGCCGUACUGGGAUGAGGAUGCUGGGGUCAAGUAUAUCACAUGGUCUGGAGAUCAGUGGGUAUCCUACGACGACCAUGAUACUUUCCAGCAGAAGAUCGACUUUGCCAAUGGACUAGGCCUGGGUGGUCUGCUCAUCUGGGCAAUUGACCUUGACAACAAGGAGCUAGACGCUUUGGCAGCCGUGCUGUAUCCCGAAAGCUUCGGGGCGUAUAAAGAUUACUCCACAGUCGACCCUUGGACAGAGCUUGGGGAAGGCCAUUGCACCGUCAACGAGUGCGGAUCGACUGGCUGCAAGUCGGGGUAUAUUGAAGUAGACGAGUUCGACUGUGAUCGUUUGAAGGGGAAGAAGGCAAGCGUCUGCUGUCCUUUCGCCUCCGCUCCAGAUCCAGAGAAGUGUACCUGGAGAGGUAAUGGAGUUCUCUGCAACGGUCAGUGCCACGACGGCGAGGUCGCCAUCGCCUCCAGCACACAAGCUGGCGGUGGCAACGUGUGCACUGAUGGUCGCAAGUUCCUCUGCUGCGAGGCGGAAGCCAAGCAACCAGACUGCCGAUGGACCGAGUGCAAAGAAGAGUGCGAUUCAGGCUCGGAGAACGAGUUGACCUGGAAGCACGGUAACUGCAAUGGAGACAACAAGAAAAAGUUCUGUUGCAGCAAAGAUCAGGAGUGGCGGAACUGCAAGUGGCACGGCAAGCCUGGCAGCUGUUUCGACAACCACUGUGAUACGGGCUGGCAGGUAGCCCUGACUACGUCCCACGGAGGUGAGGACGAAGAUUGCGGCUGGGCGUCGAAGCGGAAGAGGACUUUCUGCUGCGACCCGCAAGAGGGCGAUUCACCUUUCCUCCCCGUUCCCUUGGAAUACCUGUUCCCCGAUCCACCAGACGAGGACAGUGCGGACUCAGAUUGGAAACUCAAGGUGGACAACACUUGGGGCGGUGCUGAGGAUCUACCAUUCGCCGAGACGCCGGAGUCAUCUGCCUUUGGCUUCGUCGUCAUGACGAGUCCGGAGGAGCUCCAGGUCACACUCGACAGGCGUGACGGAUCUCACUGGGAAGUCUUUGACUGCAAUGAUGCUGUCACCGACGGGGAGCAUACAGUUCGGAUGGUGUGUACAGACCGCAGCGAAAACUCCAACUGCGAGAAGAUCUACCUCGGUCAUGGAGCCCGUGGUACAAUUGUCGACAUGCCAGCAGGCUGCGGUCCAGGCAGGUAUGCUGUGGUUCAGGAGUUGGCACCUAGUGUAAACCAGAGCCUCCCGCACCAUCUCUAUCGUCGUGGAGUGGACCUUGGCGAGACUAUAUAUGACUUGACCUUUGACUACGACUUCACGCGUGUGCCUCGAGACCUUGGGAAGACGCAGAUCCGCAUCGACUACAGCAACGAGAACACGUACUGGAGCACCAUCGUCGACAAGGCAGCCGACACCAAGCGAUCCCUAAAGAAGUCUGUGAAGAGGAGCCUCAACGAUAUGGGAGGUAGUCACAAGCGCUGGCUUGAGGAGGAGUGGCGCGACGACGUGUACGGCGGAGACUUGUCCAAGGAGGAGAUCCACAAACGUUGGUUCGGCGAGACGGCACUCGACUGGCUCAAGGCCUUGUUCACCGGCGUCACAAACCUCAUGGAACUCGAGCACACCUACAGCGAGGACUUCACUCUCAGCAUCAUUGACCAGAAGCUGACGUGCCCCAACAUGGACGCCAAGCUGGAGGUGUAUGCUGAGAUGGAGCUGGACCUCAACGUCAACUAUGGUUUGACAUUGAUCGCCACGCUAGGGGGCGACUACGGCAUCGAACUGUCCGACUCGUACCUCUACUACCGCACCGGCGGUGAGGUGAACGCCAAGUUCGUGGUCGACGCCGCAGUGACAGCGUUAUUCGAUACCGGCGACGUCCUCAUGUUCGGAGCAGAUACCUUUGGCGCGGCUUUCACCGUGCCAGGGAUCGUCACCGUUGGCCCCAACUUCAAGCUCUUUGGCAGGCUAGAAGGGGAGGCGACCCUCGGCGUGAAGUUCGAGAGCAAAGUCAAGCUCGCGGAGUGGAACGUCUACCAGACAUUCCCUGCCAUCGAUGAAGACUGGGAACCCGAUGUGUUUGAGACUGCUAGCAAGUCUGGCACGCAGCCCCUCGAGCCGGAGUUUGAGUACGGCGUCUCCCUGAGCGGGCAUCUGUCAGCCCACGUCAAGCCCACCAUUACAUUUGGAAUCGACUGGAGCGAUAAGUUUGUCUCUCUUGAUUCAUGCGCGGUAAAUCUAGUCGCCGAUGGACAUAUUACAUUCCACGCCGAAGCGCAGACAGGCAGCAGUGGGAGCAGCUUCUGCUACGGCAUUGACGCUGGAGCCGAUCUCUAUGCCACCAUUGAGGCGCCUGAUAUGUUCUCAUGGGCACUUCCUGAGUCUCCCUUUAUGAUCAUGCCCAUAGACGACGUAACCAUCUUCCCUAGUGGCCGGGGAGAAGAAGCCUGCUCUACCUCAGGGAACAAGAAGAUGUUCCGUCGAGAUGGGAACCUCACCGAAGACGACAUCGGCAGCACAUCCUCUCCAUCCACAACAUUUUCGCGUCGCGAACUAUCCAAGCGUGCCCUGAAAUACGGACCCUUGAUACCGCGCAUUGAUGGGCUCAUGUGCCCAGGCGAGGUUGACUUGGACGACAUUCCGACUUGCGACAAGUGCGACGGCGGUGAUGAUGACGCUCUACGGAAAAGGGACGGCGAGGUAUGCUUUCUCGACCCAUAUCGUUCCACCGGGCAGUCGUGUCCUGCCGAAUCCAAUGCUCGCCGUUCUUCUCGUGUGAGGAGUGCCCUUGAGCCGCGCACAAAUAAGCCGCCCCUCGAAUGGGAGCACAAUGGGCAAGACUAUGAAUUUGCCUUUCCCUCGUAUAAGUCAUGCGGAGCUGCUAUGAGCGUUAGCGGGAUUAUUCGUUGGUUUGGUUAUCCAGCAACGAAGGCCGGAGCUUGUGCACCAAAGUUGGAAAAGCUCAAUGUGAAUCAGGUCGAUCCCACCGAGUUCGAAACUGAGCAUGUUUACGAACCACAGCUUAUUUCUCGCUUUUUCAACUGGCUGAUGGAUCCAGGGCAACCAGCCCUCCCGGUUGGUUAUACAAGGCCCACGCAUGACUGGGUGUCAGAGGUUCUAUUCGGAUGUAAUGCCAUUUCACCGCCGAAUAGGGUGCUCAUUCACCCUGACUGGAGCAAAGAUAACCUUUUGGCCGAGAUGAUGAGUGGAAUUGGGGGCGAUAGCAACCCCGGUGGCCUGACUCUGACGGACAAAGGAGUGAAUGGAAGAAAAGGGAAGUUGUUCGAGGGACGUACCAUCCCCGCCACCAACAUGAAGACGAACAAGGAUACACGCAUAUCGCACCGCAAGUACGCAGGUGUCUUCUACUACAUGCGGCGGGACGAGGUCUGGCCCAAGUUCGUAGCGACGUCUCAGUACAUGGAGAAAGUUCUCAAGCAGUUCGACGACGAAUACCCGUGGAGCGGUAAUGGCCGCAUUAAUGUUGGGCAGCCGGACAUACCUAAUCGUCCAAACCAACCGACGGCCGGCAUGCGGGACCUUUACUGCUACUUCAUCGAGAAUGUCCUGACCAACAUCGAGAAUAGGGCUGAUACUUGGCUCACGACGGCCACGUCAAACUACAAGGCAGAUUUCGGGACUACUAGUGAUGGUAAGAAGUGGUUGGACAAUGUGCUACUCCCAGGAGGACUCAUUUCGGCGACAAUACUCAAGUUCCCCGCAUCAGCGUUCAAGCAUAAUGCGGCGAAUCCCGCAUCGCCGAGCACUUGGACACAUAGUCAGUUCAAGGACCUGUGGAUCUCGGGCAACGGCGCCGCUGGGCCGUUCUAG